AGGAUGAGCUGCGACAGCCUGCCGGUGCUGGGGGACACCGAGGUGCUCUGCAUGGGCUACAACCACACGGAAGCCACCACCCUGCCACCUUUCUUCGGGAAGCCCACGCGCCCGGCCAAGGAUGCAACCAAAAACCUGGUGCCUCUUGAUGGGCAGCGCCCCUCGGGGCUGGACUGUGGCCGGACGUGCAAGGGCAAAGCGCCUCUGAUCCCCAUCUCCAAGGAGUCCCAUCCGCUGUACAACCGCAUCAGGACGGGGCAGGUACCAAACUGCGCCAUCCCCUGCUACCAGCCCUACUUUACCCAGGACGAGAAGACUUUUGCCACCUUCUGGAUCGGCCUCUGGUCCAUCCUCUGCUUUCUUUCCACGUCCACCACCGUGGCCACCUUCCUCAUUGACAUGGAGCGCUUCAAGUACCCCGAGCGCCCCAUCAUCUUCCUCUCUGCUUGCUACCUCUUUGUUUCUGUGGGCUACAUCGUGCGGCUGGUGGCAGGGCAUGCCAAUGUGGCUUGCAACCCAGAGCAUCACCACAUCCACUAUGAGACCACAGGCCCUGCCCUCUGCACCGUGGUUUUCCUUCUCCUCUACUUCUUCGGCAUGGCCAGCUCCAUCUGGUGGGUCAUCCUGUCCCUCACCUGGUUCCUGGCAGCCGGCAUGAAGUGGGGCAACGAGGCCAUCGCUAGCUACGCGCAGUACUUCCACCUGGCUGCCUGGCUCAUCCCCAGCGCCAAAUCCAUUGCUGUGCUGGCGCUCAGCUCCGUGGAUGGUGACCCAGUGGCCGGGGUUUGCUACGUGGGCAACCAGAGCCUGGAGAACCUGCGGGGCUUUGUGCUGGCACCGCUGGUGGUUUAUCUCUUCACCGGCAGCCUCUUCCUGCUGGCUGGCUUCGUCUCGCUCUUUCGCAUCCGCAGCGUGAUCAAGCAGGGCGGCACCAAGACUGACAAGCUGGAGAAGCUGAUGAUCCGCAUUGGCAUCUUCACCAUGCUCUACACCGUGCCUGCCACCAUUGUCAUCGCCUGCUACAUCUACGAGCAGCACAACCGGGAGGCGUGGGAGCAGGCGCAGAACUGCUCCUGCCCGGGGGAUCCCCACCGCCCCAAGCCUGACUACGCCGUCUUCAUGCUCAAGUACUUCAUGUGCCUUGUGGUGGGCAUCACCUCUGGUGUCUGGAUUUGGUCUGGCAAGACGCUUGAGUCCUGGAGGCGCUUCACAGCCCACUGCUGCCGGGCCAG
This is a messenger RNA of Nestor notabilis (Kea), 1232 nucleotides long. RefSeq names its product frizzled-5-like. The annotation marks the transcript as partial. The record is from RefSeq and is a predicted model, not a curated record. Gene Ontology annotation, cellular component: plasma membrane. Gene Ontology annotation, molecular function: Wnt receptor activity; Wnt-protein binding. Gene Ontology annotation, biological process: non-canonical Wnt signaling pathway; canonical Wnt signaling pathway. Lineage: Eukaryota; Metazoa; Chordata; Aves; Psittaciformes; Psittacidae. The transcript has a single exon.